Brassica napus (rape) is the source of this 456-nucleotide messenger RNA. RefSeq lists its product as uncharacterized. The coding region runs from base 1 to 456 and encodes 151 amino acids. NCBI's taxonomy places the organism in Eukaryota, Viridiplantae, Streptophyta, Magnoliopsida, Brassicales, Brassicaceae. The transcript has a single exon. The record is from RefSeq and is a predicted model, not a curated record.
AUGGUAGCUCUCUCAAGGCUGCCUACGAGGGAUAGGUUGAGCGCUUGGGGAAUAAAUGUCCCUCUGCAUUGCGUCCUAUGUUCUGAGGAUCUUGAGUCUCAUCAGCAUCUUUUUUUCCAAUGUUCCUUCGUAGCAGGCCUCUGGGCGCACUACUGUGGCAACUAUGGACUCUCUGUUCCUUCCUCACUCAAUGCGGUUUCUUCUCUCCUGUCUCUUCGUCAGGUUGGUGACACACCAGGCCUCCGGGUCGUGUUAAAGCUUCUUUUGCAGGCCAUCGUUUACUGCUCUUGGAGGGAACAGAACCUUCGUAGCUUCCAGCAGACCUCUUCGACUGAAGCCGGCGUCAAAGCUCAAGUCCAUCGCCUCCUUCGGGACCGCCUCAUCUCCACCCAGCCUCCAACGCCUGCUUCUACUCUGCUGCAGGUUUAUCUCUCGCUACUACCAUCCGGACUGUAA